UCACUUAUCUAUUCUGCUUGUUCUUCUUUGUCUCUUGCUUCAAUCAAACCAGUAAAAAGAGUAUAUUUUUCUUCCUUUGUUUGUUGCACAUAUACGUAUACAUAUACAAACUUAUAUAUUGGGGGAGAAAGUGUUGUUGGCGCAGGUUCACUUUCUGUCGGCAUUUGUCUGUAUCCAACGAUGGGUAUUAUUAGUUGUUCAAUUUUGUUUAUUCAUAUUUAUUUAAGCUGAGGGAAGUUUAUGGUUUUUCUUUUUUCACUGGAACUUGAAUCCCCAAAGCUGUUUUUGGUGUUUUUUUUCCAUUUGUUUUUGUUUUAAUGAUUUGGACAUUCCAUCUUGUUUAUUAAAAAAAAAGGAGGAAAAUGACAACUAUUCCACCAGCUUCAACUAUUUUGCUUCCUUGAUUCCUCACCAUUUUUGCGUGCUCACUCCACCCUUUUAUUUUCCUUGAUUUCACCUAUUCACCCUUUAUCUUUUUCUGGGUAUCUCUCUUGAUUUCUUCCCCCAAAUCUCAUGCAAGUUUGUUGUUGUUCCUUGUUACUUUUCGGUGUGGGAAUGUGGGUGAUUCUCUACUCCUAAAGAGAUCAACUUGAUUUCUCAUUGCCAAAUGAAUGGGAAUACAGAUGUCAAGGAAUCUUGCAGCAAUAUUAGGAGGUGCUGCAGGAGCCGUGGCAUUGGUGGUGAUUGUUGGCUUGCUUGUAUGGUUCUGCCUAUUUCACAAACGGGGUGUUUCGAGAACAUCCGAGACAGGUUCUUCGGAACCAUCUGUUCAAGGACUAGGAAGACAUAUUGGGGUUCAGUUGUCACUACGGGAAGCUAGACGUUUUGAUUUGCAGGAGUUGUCUUCGGCGACCAAAAGUUUUAGCGAUAGAAACCUGAUUGGGGAAGGAAAAUUUGGCGAGGUAUAUAAAGGUUUGCUUCAAGAUGGGGUGCUGGUUGCAAUCAAAAAGCGAGUUGGAGAACCUAGUGAGGAAUUUAUUGAUGAGGCCUGCUAUCUUUCAUCUAUUCAGCAUCGGAAUCUUGUCACUCUCUUGGGCUACUGCCAGGAAAAUAAUCAACAAUUUCUUGUUUAUGAAUAUAUACCCAAUGGAAGCGUUUCCAUUCACUUGUACGGAGUCGGUCAAGUGUCAGCUCAGAAGAUAGAAUUCAAGCAUAGACUUUCAAUUGCUCUAGGUGCAGCUAAAGGAUUGGCGCAUCUCCACUCUCUAAGUCCUCGAUUGGUACAUAAAGAUUUCAAAACAGCAAACGUUCUCGUAGAUGAGAAUUUUAUAGCCAAGGUUGCAGAUGCCGGAUUACGGAAUUUUCUGGGAAGAAUGGAUGUUGCUGGACCUUCUUCUCAAGUGACGGCAGAUGAGAUAUUUCUUGCUCCCGAGGUAAGGGAGUUCAGACGAUUUUCUGAAAAAAGUGAUGCAUAUAGCUUCGGGGUAUUCCUUUUGGAGCUAGUAAGCGGACGAGAAGCAUCAGAACCGUCAUCUUCAAACUCCAAGGAGAACCUUGUUGAGUUGGUGCAAAAUAGCCAGGAUUACAGCAACAUUUCCAGCAUCAUCGAUCAGCGGUUGGGGAGUCGCUUCACAGCUGAAGCUAUGGAAGAAUUCAUAAAACUAACAGUCCGGUGUUUGGAACCAUCGAGCGAGAGGAGACCGGCCAUGAGCCAUGUUGUAACGGAACUCGACCGGAUACUCGAUAAAGAGAUGAGCUUGACGACUGUGAUGGGGGAAGAAAGCCCGACCGUGACCCUUGGAAGCCAGCUUUUUAGAGCGACGAAAUGAAGGAAAAUAUGCGGUGUGUGAUAUUGGUGAAGCACAAAAUUUACUUUGAGAUUCAGCUGUUUGUUAAGUGUAUAAAAAACAGCUGUAAUAAUUUUUUUUU
Molecule: messenger RNA, 1869 nt
Organism: Hibiscus syriacus
Lineage: Eukaryota; Viridiplantae; Streptophyta; Magnoliopsida; Malvales; Malvaceae
Product: probable receptor-like protein kinase At1g30570
Exons: 8
Coding region: 612-1769 (385 amino acids)
Biological process (GO): protein phosphorylation
Molecular function (GO): protein kinase activity; ATP binding
Source: RefSeq, a predicted model, not a curated record